UGAAAAUCGGUUUUGAAAAGGGACACAUGUGACGAUUGCUCGAACAUUUUCUCAUUCCUUAGAAGAAGGUGUUUAUAGUUUGUCCCAACCUUCUGUAAAUAACAGCUAGACUUUUUGAUUUUACUUCUGAGUAGAGCAUAUUUAAGACAUUUUCAGAAUGGAAGGACACGGUAAUCUUCCGCCACAAUUGUCAGCUGAAGCUGAGCAAUUGAUUCUUGCAGUGGACGUUGCUCUGUCCCCAAUAGCCACAGCUGAUGCCAGAAAUCAAGCAUACAAUCUUUGCGAGAGAUUUAAAGAAGAAUCUCCACUAUGUGCAGCUGUUGGUGUGCAACUUGCCGGAUCUACAAAAAAUCCAACUGUGAGACAUUUUGGUUUGCAGCUUGUUGAGCACUGCAUCAAAUUUAGGUGGAAAGAUAUGCAUCCCCAGGAGAAACUAUCGAUUAAAAACGCUGUGUGGAAUCUGAUGGGAAGUGGCACUGACAUGAAUGAUCCUACUUACAUCAAAGACGGGAUAGCAAGAUUGGUGGUAGAAAUGGUAAAACGAGAGUGGCCUCAACAGUGGCCCACCUUUCUUCAAGAGCUGACAGACUUGGCUCAAGUUGGAAAAGAAUACCAAAUAGAGUUGGUCCUUCUUGUACUUCUUCGCCUAGCAGAAGAUGUGGCCGUUUUUCAGUCGGUAGAUGCCGUUCGACGCAGAGAUCUUCAACAGGGACUGACGGCUAACAUGUCGGAUAUGUUUGAGUUUCUUUCCCGACUGUUGCGAGCUCAAGUCACAGCCUACCACGAUUUCAAGUUAUCUGGAGCCCCCGCAGCACAAUUUCAUUGUCGACUGGCUCUAUCCGUUAUUGCCGUUUAUCAAGCUCAUGUCGAAUGGGUUUCCAUUAAUCACAUCAUGGCACAUGACGGACAAUUGUUGGUCUUGCUCUGCACUUUGCUUUCCGAAGAAAAGUUCCGUUUGUCGGCAGCUGAAUGUCUCCUCCAGAUUGUCAGUCGAAAAGGUCCUGCUAAAGAGAGAACUCCUUUACUGAUUCUUUUCAGUCACGGAGCUAUAGCGUCAAUGUUGGAGGCAGCUGAGUUGGCUUCAUCACAGCCUUUGACAGAAGCCAAUUACAAUUUCCUGAAGCGACUAACUGAAGUUUUGGUCGGAAUGGGAACUCAGUUAUGCGGACUGUACGGCAAGGAACCCGAUGUGACCAAACCGGAAACGUUUGCCAUGUAUCUCCAAGCUGUCCUGGCUCUGACGCGUCAUCCCAGUUUGAGCAUCAACCAAACAACUGCUUCCUUGUGGGUCGCUCUCUUCAAACACGAACGCUUGAAUCCUCAGCCUGAAUUACUGGCCGUUAUUGAGCCCUGGAUUGGAGUUGUAGCUCGCAAGUUUGUCAAAACGCCCGCGUGUGCCUACGAUGGAAUGGAUUUUGACUCGGAUGAAGAGUUUACUUCAUUUCAUCAACGUCUACGUGCCGAUCUUGUCGAGGCCGUCCGCCUUGCCACUGUUUUGGCACCUUCUGUGACCUUCUGCUACGCCCAGCAAUGGCUGCUCAGUCAACUAGACAACCCCAAUUCAGUUCUCUCUGAAUGGGAAGCAUUAUCCUUGUUUCUGGAUGCAGUGGCCUGUAAGGCUAAAGAGGCGCCAUCCGGCCCGCAACUACUGGAACGCUGCCUAGUCUAUCAAUCCACCGAUCCUGCUAUUCUAUCGGAGCUGUUGUCCUGCAUCUCAGCCCUUUUUGUUUACGUUCACCACGACCCCCAACGGCUGCUCCAACCUGUUCUUGACCGCAUCUUUUCUUCGGUUCUCUUCAGCGGCCCUGGCCAGUCCAAGGAUAACCGUACCAAGAUUGUCCGCAACGUUCGACGACACGCCUGUUCUCUGAUGGUCAAAAUCAGUAUGCAACAUCCCGGGCUUCUCGCCCAGCAAUUCGACUAUGUCAAAUCGAGUGUCGAGCGCCUCAGCAAGACCCAGGACGACUCUCAACUGAGCCGGAUGGAAGUGGUUACCUUGCAGGAAGCUCUACUCAUCAUCUCGAACCAAUUCACCAACUUCCAGAUGCAGUGCGACUUGAUUGGCGAAGUUAUUAGACCGGCAGUUGAGCAGUGGACUGCCAUGAGUCCGGCUUUUAAUUCCGCCCAAGAAUUCAUGUCUUUUAUCGGACUAGACCGACCACCAGUGGAGCCCUCAGCUGAAGAUGUUCAUGGACGCAAUCGAUCGGAGCUAUUAGCCAGCGCCUCAGUGUUUUGGGCUGUUCUCAAGCGUUGCAAAACAUCGACCGAUCCAUUGAAGGGUCAUCCCGCUGCCCAGCACCUGGCGCCUCUUCUGUUCCACACUUUCCGACUGGCCAGAGUUCUCCAUCAACUUUGGGAACCGGAAGCGCAAAAGCUUCUUUCUCCCGGUUUCGCCAAAGCUUAUGAUUUGCUUGAAAGCGAAAUAGUUAGCAUCUUGGCUCAAGGAGGAAUGUCUCAGUCGGGCAUGCCGGCCUGCAUUUCGCAGCUGAACGGUAACGUUCAGAAACAGCAGACACCGUUGGAGCGGGUGCAGAGCUUCCUCGUCCAGAUCCACAACAACGUCUUCAUCAUGCUAGGAUCGUUUGGAGAGACCCUAGGCGAACAGUUUUAUGCAACUCCGGGAUUAGCUGUCGCUGUGGCCGGCACUACCUGCGGCCAGGGAAUGGAAUACAUUCCGGACUGUAGAUUGCGCACGGUUGUCAAAGUCUUUUGUCGACCGUUCAUCAACUCCUGUCCAGCCCAACUGUACCAGCCAGUCUUACUGCCGUUCUUAGCUUAUUUUUUGCCGGCCAUGUUACAGCGCCUGUCCGGCCGCUGGCAGCAAACGAUGCAGCAACAACGCGACGAGAACCAGGCAAACUUGCAAGAAAUUCUUUGUGACGUGGUUGUCCGCCUGGCCACUCGAGACUACAUUGAAUUACUCAGAUCCGUCACUUUGUCCAUUUCCAGUCAGUUUCCAGGAGAAGAAAAUGAAGAAAUGAUGGAUGCCGAGGUUCCUUCGUCAGGUGGUCAAAUGGUGGCCAGCGUCAGCGAGUUGGGCAAGAUGGUUUUAGCUGAACCGAGUUUGUGCGGUCAUUUACUGCAGUUUCUUUUGAGCUCCUUGUGGUGGCCCGAUUCGGGCAAUUCACUCAAAGCGACCAACAUUCUGGAAUCGAUUGUCAAAUACUGGGCUGGCCUUAUACCCAGGAAUUCGUCGCUUUUCCCUAAUAGCGAAGUGGCCUCCCUGUGUCUGUCUCAUCUACUCAACGGAAUCCAGCUGCUCGGGCAACACGACUCGAAUCUCAGCUCCUUGAUCCAUCUGGGAGUCUUAAUGUACGACACUUUCUUGCCCAUUUAUCCUGCCGUCAUGUCGGAAUUGAUGAUGCGCAAUGCUGGAUGCAGUCGAGAGGACGCUGAUCAGUACCAGGACAAAGCUGCUUCAUUGGCCGCUGCCGGUGGACAAAAAAUCAACCAGAAGAUGGAACGAUCCAAACGGGAACUUUUCCGUAAAAUGACUAGCCAGAUUGUCGGACAGCAUUUGGCCGAUUUAUUCCGCAAGCCGGUGCAACUACCCAACCUUCCGAAAAUGGGUUCACUAAAACCUCAACCUAAACGAGAUACGGUGGAUUUAGCAGAUGUUGGACUCGCUGAUUUGUUUAUCCAGGAAUGAAAUACAAAAAGGUUUGGGGACUGAUGAUAA
Messenger RNA from Daphnia pulicaria, 3679 nucleotides. RefSeq names its product exportin-5-like. Gene Ontology annotation, biological process: RNA export from nucleus; protein export from nucleus. The record is from RefSeq and is a predicted model, not a curated record. The transcript is spliced from 5 exons. Gene Ontology annotation, molecular function: nuclear export signal receptor activity; RNA binding; small GTPase binding. Gene Ontology annotation, cellular component: nucleus; cytoplasm; RNA nuclear export complex. Bases 158 to 3649 code for a protein of 1163 amino acids. NCBI's taxonomy places the organism in Eukaryota, Metazoa, Arthropoda, Branchiopoda, Diplostraca, Daphniidae.